AUGGCGAGAGUCUCUGCAUUUGCUCUGCCUGGCCAACAGCUUACGGGCGCACCUACAAAGCUUCAGUCUGGUGAUGGCACCUAUACACGGGGCGGUCAAGUCAUUUCCGCCCUCGCGGGACCCGUCCGACAUGAUAGCAAGACUGUGUCUGUUGGCAGAGAAGCUCAAGCAACACUGCUUCCGGAGGUUGGACAGAUUGUCAUCGGUACUGUCACUCGCAUAGCUCGCGCCCAGGCGACGCUGGCCAUUCAGGUCGUCGGAUCUCGCUUGACGGUGCGAGACAUUCAAGGUGUCAUCAGACCGCAAGAUGUGCGGCUCCUCGCUAAGGACACGCUAAAGAUCUGGCACUCUUUCCGGCCAGGCGAUCUUGUUCGCGCACAAGUGGUUUCGCCUGGCGAUGCGAGGUCAUAUUAUCUCUCUACGGCAAGAAAUGACUUAGGCGUCAUCUCUGCUUCUGCUGAAGACACAGGCGAGCCUCUGGUAGCUAUCAGCUGGGAAGAGAUGCAGGAUCCAACGACAGGCAAGACAGAGCUCCGAAAGGUUGCUGGGCCCGCAGCCAAGACGGACUGA
Messenger RNA from Mixia osmundae IAM 14324, 570 nucleotides. RefSeq lists its product as uncharacterized. Gene Ontology annotation, cellular component: nuclear exosome (RNase complex); cytoplasm. The record is from RefSeq and is a predicted model, not a curated record. Gene Ontology annotation, molecular function: RNA binding. The transcript is spliced from 5 exons. Gene Ontology annotation, biological process: RNA processing. Lineage: Eukaryota; Fungi; Basidiomycota; Mixiomycetes; Mixiales; Mixiaceae. The coding region runs from base 1 to 570 and encodes 189 amino acids.